AUGCAGAACCCUCAGCACUCCGAGUGUCAGCAGCGGGCGAUAGCUGAGGUUAAAUCAGCAUACUCUCACCUUCCUCAUGGUGAUCGGAUCUUUCGACAAUGUGUGGAGGGGCAGAACUCAAUAGCAGAGGUCUUGAAAGCAAAGGAUCCGGACUCGGCGGGAAUCCUUAAAACCGAGAGGCCAUCGAGCUAUAAAAUCGAACAACCCUACUUGUCCAUUAUUUCAGAGUCACAUAUCUCCACCAUGUCAAUCGUCAAGACAAUUCUGAUCACAGGAGCCAACACUGGCCUCGGCCUAGAAGUGGUCAAAUCACUCUGCCGCUCUACAACAAAGUACGACAUACUUGUCGGAUGUCGGACACCUUCCAAAGGCCAAGCCGCCAUCGAUGAAGUGAAGAACGAGUACCCAUCCACAUCGUCCACGCUCAGCACACUCCAGGUCGAUCUCGAGUCUGAUGACUCACUGCAAAAAGCAGUCGAGACCAUUUCCAAAGAGAAAGGACAUCUCGAUAUUCUGAUGAACAAUGGCGGAGUAGCCUACGAUCCGCAAAUCUCAUCUGGUGCCAUAGGAAUCCGCGAAGCCUGGAAUAAGUCAUGGAAUGUCAACGUCGCAGGGACUCAAGUCUUGACAACCCUGGCGGUCCCUCUGCUCCUCAAAUCAAGCGACCCCCGCCUCAUCUUCAUAACAAGUGGGACUGCCACGUUAACAGAGACGGAAAGCACAGCGAGCGAGAACCUGAAGCGUUUAAAUGGAAGUCCUGCGGCUGGUUGGCCCAAAGAGCCUGGGUUUUCGACCACUUCCUAUCGAAGCAGCAAGACCGGGCUUAAUAUGUUAAUGCGUGAAUGGGUCAGAAUUCUGAAGAACGAUGGUGUAAAGGUUUGGUGCAUUUCGCCUGGCUUUCUGGCUACAUCUUUGGGUGGUUACGGAUCCGAGCAGUUGAAGAAGAUUGGAGCUUUGGACCCUGUGAUAGGUGCAGACUUCACUUUGAGUGUUGUUGAGGGCAAGCGUGAUCAUGAUACUGGAAAAAUUGUGAGGAAGGAUAUGAUACAGCCGUGGUGA
Bacidia gigantensis is the source of this 1059-nucleotide messenger RNA. RefSeq lists its product as uncharacterized. The record is from RefSeq and is a predicted model, not a curated record. The transcript has 2 exons. Bases 1 to 1059 code for a protein of 352 amino acids. Lineage: Eukaryota; Fungi; Ascomycota; Lecanoromycetes; Lecanorales; Ramalinaceae.